GCUACGUCCAUAGCUGAGCAUGGGGGGAAGUGGAUCCUCUCUCGUAGAGUUCGAUAUUCAUUCCCCCGGCUUCUGAGACGCACAGUAUCCUCUGCUGGGAAUGAGGAGAGCCCUCAAAGUUACAAUGUGGUGGUGGUUGGUGGAGGACACGCGGGCACGGAGGCUGCUGCAGCGGCGGCACGGACCGGAGCCAAAACACUGCUCAUCACUCACAAGGUGGAAACCAUAGGUCAGAUGUCCUGUAAUCCGUCGUUUGGUGGCAUCGGCAAAGGUCACCUGAUGCGGGAAGUGGACGCAUUGGAUGGAGUCUGCGGGAGGAUCUGUGAUGUAUCUGGAAUCCACUACAAGGUCUUAAACCGCGCCAAAGGUCCAGCCGUGUGGGGACUGCGAGCACAGAUCGACAGGAAGCUGUACAGACAGAACAUGCAGAAAGAGAUUCUGAGCAUGCCCGGUCUGACAGUGAGAGAAGGAUCCGUGGAAGAUUUAAUUUUGGAACCGCCAGAUCCUUCUCAUCCUGGAAAGUGUCAAGUCAAUGGGGUCAUUCUAGCUGAUGGCAGUAAGAUAUUGGCGAGCAGCGUGGUGCUGACAAACGGCACCUUCCUUAGAGGAACGGUACGAAUUGGCAUGGAACUCAUUUCUGCUGGCCGCUGGGGAGAGGAGCCUGCAGUGGGGCUUGCACAGACUCUGGAACGACUGGGCUUCACCGUUGGGAGGCUGAAGACUGGAACCCCACCUCGCAUCUUGAAGGACUCAGUAGACUUUAGUGUCCUGCCAAGGCACGAUGCCGAUAACCCACCUGUACCAUUCAGCUUCAUGAAUGACAAUGUCUGGAUCAAGCCUGAAGAUCAAAUUCCAUGUUCCCUGACCUACACAACCCCCAAGGUGGAGCAAAUCAUUCAAGAGAACUUGCAUCUGAAUAGUCACGUCAAGGAGACAAGUGUAGGCCCCAGGUACUGCCCUUCCAUUGAAUCAAAGAUAUUGCGGUUUCCUGGUAGAAGACAUCAAGUGUGGCUGGAGCCGGAGGGGAUGGAUUCAGAUGUGAUCUACCCCCAGGGGCUGUCUGUGACUAUGCCGGCCGAGGCCCAGGAACGGCUUCUGAGGGAGAUUCCCGGGCUGGAGAAAGCUCAUAUGCUUCGCCCAGGUUACGGCGUGCAGUAUGACUUCAUGGACCCUAGACAGCUCCGAUCCUCCCUGGAGACAUUCCUAGUACAGAGACUUUUCCUGGCUGGACAGAUCAACGGCACCACGGGAUAUGAAGAGGCUGCAGCUCAGGGGAUCAUUGCUGGGAUUAAUGCUGCCCUCAGGGUGAAAGGUCAGCCGGCAUUCACGGUCAGCCGUACGGAAGGCUACAUUGGAGUCCUUAUCGAUGACCUGACCACACAAGGGACCCGGGAGCCGUACCGCAUGUUCACCAGCAGGGCAGAGUUCCGCAUGUCUCUUCGACCGGACAACGCCGAUAUGCGUCUUACUCUUAGAGGAUACGAAGAAGCAGGCUGCGUGUCUCAGGAGCGGUACGAUCGGACGCGAGUGACCAAAGAGACACUGGAGAAGGGCCUAGCUACGCUGCGCUCUAUACAGCUAGCAUCUCCGAAAUGGCAGCAGCUCAUCCCUGAAGCCCAAAUAAGCGUCUGUCGUGUAGGCAUGCUCAGUGCCCUUGAAUUGCUCAGGUACCAUGGAGUGGAAGCUAAGACUCUCUACAGAGUGUUCCCUGAACGUCUGCAGAAAUUCAUCGAAAGGCAAGACAUAGCUCAGCGGCUGAAGAUAGAAGCUAUGUAUGAAGUGCACAUCGCUUUCCAGCAGAAGGAUAUCACCGAGAUUCAGAAAGAUGAGUCUUUGGUGUUGCCGGAAGACUUGGAUUACAUGGACCUUGACGCUGUCCUGUCUCAGGAAAUCAGAGAGAAACUGACGCAGAGUCGGCCUGAGACGAUCGGAGCAGCUUCUCGCAUUCAAGGAAUGACACCGGCCGCCAUAUUGAAUUUGCUUCGGUAUGUCAAAAACAGCAGCCGGCGUGUGAAUAAACAGAGGCCUUAUGUGGAAAGAGGACCUGUCGUAGAAACCAACACUCUUCAGGAACACCAUGUAUAGCACAUCGCCAAUGAACUGAUCAUCAGUCUGUUACAUGAACUUCGGGGAGGGGGGGGGGGCAUUUAUAUAAGUU
This is a messenger RNA of Nanorana parkeri, 2158 nucleotides long. RefSeq names its product mitochondrial tRNA translation optimization 1 (gene MTO1). NCBI's taxonomy places the organism in Eukaryota, Metazoa, Chordata, Amphibia, Anura, Dicroglossidae. Gene Ontology annotation, cellular component: cytosol. The record is from RefSeq and is a predicted model, not a curated record. The transcript is spliced from 13 exons. Gene Ontology annotation, biological process: tRNA wobble uridine modification; tRNA methylation. Gene Ontology annotation, molecular function: flavin adenine dinucleotide binding. Bases 235 to 2085 code for a protein of 616 amino acids.